CAGAGGGUCGGCGCCGCGUCUGGGUUUUUCAUACGCUCCCUUCCUGUCGGAGUGGUGUGUGUGUGGUGUCAGCCCGCUCACGCCGGGAGCUGUACUCUCUCGCAAGUUACUUGCUAUGACCAAGCAAAUACGAGGGCAAUAACGACGGCUCUCUUUGGAGAAACUGCUUCAGUCCAAACGGAAAAAAAUGGACAGCGAUGACGACAAUGUAGAAGAGGUCGUAGAAGGUACGACAUGCAGAUCCCUAUUCACAAAACACAUGUGCGGCCAAUGGACCAAGAUGAGCUUCCCCAUGGUCUCUGCACCGUCACCUACUCAUCCAGUGACCGUUUUGAGGGACACUUUGUUCAUGGGGAAAAGAAUGGAAAAGUUAUCCAAGAUAUGGCUGCCCUGGUGUCUCAGACGUGAUUAUGAAUCAUGUUUAGAUGAUAUGCUAGAGGGUUUCUACGUGGACGAUGCCCUCCACGGGCUGGGAGUGUACACAUACGAGGAUGGCGGCACGUUGCAUGGGACAUAUGUGGAUGGUGAGCUCAAUGGGCCUGCUCAGGAGUUCGAUCCAGAAGGCCACCUUGUCUUCAGGGGCCAAUACAAGGACAACAUUCGCUGCGGUAUCUGCUGGGUCUACUACCUGGAUCGGGGCUGUGUGGUAGGGGAAGUCAAUGAGGAUGGGGAGUUGACGGGCAAAACAGUGGCUUACAUUUACCCUGAUGGACGCAUGGCUCUGUAUGGCAGUUUCGUGGAUGGAGAACUCAUCGAGGCUCGAUUAGCCACCCUCACCAGUCAGGAGAAUGGCAGACCUCACUUCACUGUUGACUCAGACAGUCCUGUUUAUUCCUAUGACAAAUCCACUUCCUCCUGUAUUGCUGGGCACAAAAUGCUACCAGACCCCUAUGAGAGCCAGCGGGUGUAUGUGGGCCAGUCGUUGAUCUCAGGAGCAGGAGAAGGGCUGUUUGCCAAAACUGAGGCAGAUGCAAACACUGUAAUGGCCUUUUACAAUGGAGUGCGCAUCACACACUCAGAGGUGGAUCGUCGGGAUUGGUCCCUGAAUGGUAACACCAUUUCAUUGGAUGAAGACACAGUGAUUGAUGUUCCUGAACCAUUCAACCUCACAACAAAUUACUGUGCAUCACUUGGACACAAGGCCAAUCACUCCUUUACCCCAAACUGCAAAUACGACCCGUUUGUGCAUCCACGCUUUGGGCCAAUAAAGUGCAUUCGUACAAUCUGCGCAGUUCAGAAAGAUGAGGAACUCACGGUUGCUUAUGGUUAUGACCAUGGGCCUUCUGGGAAUUCGGCUCCAGAGGCUCCAGACUGGUACAAACAGGAACUGCGUGAGUUUCAGGAGAGACAGAUGGAAAGGGGAGGAGUGCUGGACACUUGUUAAAAAGCCUCCCCCUGGCACGCGUCCAAAAACCUCUCACAUCAUGCCAAACACUGCUACUACACGACUCUCCAAAUCUGCCCUUUUCCUUUGUUGAUGUUAGCUAGUGCUAACAAACAACUGUGUUUUUAAUACUUUAUCACUAUCUUAGAACUGUGCAGUUUUGUUUACUUUCUUUGAUUCAGAAGCUAAGCCGCUAGGCUGCUUGCAAGUCCUCUUCCCACCUACCUUCUGAUCAACCUGAGAGACUAUCUUCUUCAUUGUGGAGG
This is a messenger RNA of Electrophorus electricus (electric eel), 1650 nucleotides long. RefSeq names its product SET domain containing 7, histone lysine methyltransferase (gene setd7). Gene Ontology annotation, cellular component: nucleus; chromosome. Lineage: Eukaryota; Metazoa; Chordata; Actinopteri; Gymnotiformes; Gymnotidae. Gene Ontology annotation, molecular function: protein binding; histone H3K4 monomethyltransferase activity; chromatin binding. Gene Ontology annotation, biological process: heterochromatin organization; regulation of DNA-templated transcription; peptidyl-lysine monomethylation. The record is from RefSeq and is a predicted model, not a curated record.